AUAUAAACGAAUUCAAAUUAAAUAAAAUAAACGAUGCGAUUAGGACUACCCGAGACCGGUACAUUAGGCCUACUGGUGUAGCGCGAACCAAACGCGCACGAAAUUGAAUUAUCGAUCCGCUUCACUUUACAAAAUGUCAACAAAAAUAUUUUACUUUUUAACUCUAAUAAUAACGGUGUUGGGCGAGAAAUGUCUGAACCCCGACAUAAAAUCGAAGACAUACACCACGGACGACGCUACGAUACUGAAACACAUCGCGUACAUCAACGAAUUCGAGGUGAAAUGCGAGGCCGGCGGUGCGGGCAGGUUGUACGCCCUCAUGGGUGACUCCAUCCUGCCCAUAGCUUCGGUGGGCCCCCACAAAUACCAGCUGAGUUGGACGGAGGACGUGAAGACGGCGAAGGUCGGCCUGAUUACGGUGGACGUGUACGACGAAGCUGGUUACAUGCAGGUGAAAAGGGCGCUGAGGAUCGGGGAGGAUUUCAAGGCGGUGCGGCCCUUCGCCCGAAUCGAAAUUCGACAUCACGGCGUUUAUCAGGGACCGAUGAUCAGUUGCGAGGUGGUCGCGUCCGUUUUGUCCAUUGUCAUCGCUUAUUAUGCGCUCAGUUUUAAGAGUAAGCUUGUAUCGUAAAUUUGUUUGAAUAAAGGCUGACGUUUGUAUUU
Molecule: messenger RNA, 663 nt
Organism: Aethina tumida (small hive beetle)
Lineage: Eukaryota; Metazoa; Arthropoda; Insecta; Coleoptera; Nitidulidae
Product: translocon-associated protein subunit delta-like
Exons: 1
Coding region: 134-631 (165 amino acids)
Cellular component (GO): endomembrane system; endoplasmic reticulum; membrane
Source: RefSeq, a predicted model, not a curated record